AUGUCUUCUAUAUCUGAAGAUCAAAUUGUACGUAAUUUGAACUAUGAUUAUAUCAAUGAAGAACUUAUCGAUAAAGAACUCAAAUGUUCACUAUGUUUUCUUCCUUUUACGGCUCCAGUAUCGACACCAUGUCAACAUGCUUUUUGUAUGUCAUGCAUCACACAAUGGUUAAACAAGAAUUCAUCAUGUGCACUUUGUCGAAGUCAAAUUUUAAAAAAGGAUCUUACAUCAAUAAAUGUAUUAUUCAUAGCAAAUAUGCUUAAUCGUCUUCAAGUCAAAUGUAAAGCUUGCGGUAAAACAGACAUGCGACGAGAUGAAUUUAUGAAUCACGUGAAGAACGAAUGUCCCAAAGUGAUCGUACGUUGUUUGGCCUCGCCUAUGGAUUGUCCAUGGAAUGGAUCACGUGAUCAACUCUAUAAUCAUAUGACUACGUGUCCUUUCAAUCGAUUGCAAAAGAUAAUUUUUGAAUUAAUGAGUAUCAACAAAUCUCUUACAGAAAAAAACGCACAAUACGAAUUCAAGAUUAAAGAACUGACUGAACAACUUCGAUUGGCAACUAAUAAAGUUAAUGAAAAAAAUUGA
Rotaria sp. Silwood1 is the source of this 582-nucleotide messenger RNA. The record is from the annotation of a GenBank genome assembly. NCBI's taxonomy places the organism in Eukaryota, Metazoa, Rotifera, Eurotatoria, Philodinida, Philodinidae.